CACCAUGACACAACAAGGGAUUAAGUUCACAGAGGCCCACUUAUUUUCUCUAGCACAUUAUCCCUUCCCUCAUAAUUAGUGUGCCCAAUUCCAUUCUGGAGAGAUAGAAAAAGAGCGAGAAACCGAAGAAUGGAUGAUUUUAGCUUCCCCACCAUUCAAACAGACCAAGAUUCUCUUCCCCGUCUCCCCUUCCCUCACUACGCCGCCUCUCCCGUAUGGUUCACAUCCUCCCCUACCGCCGAUAACCCCGUCCGCAGAAGCUGCUCAUUUAAAGAAGAGGCGAAAAGAGAUCCCGAGCCGGAUACAAACAACCUCGCGGUUUGCAGUUCCGGGCGGCUUAUCGUCGACGAGGAGAAGAUGGACAUGCUGUGGGAGGAUUUCAACGAAGAGCUCAUCCGGGUGUCCCGCGAGAUGGGAUCGGAGAAGGAUUCGAAAGCCAAUUCGGACGAGUCGGUCGCGACGACGGUUGAUCGGUGCGAGUGGAGCGCGUCGAAGAGCGGUAGCAUAAUUCAUCAUAGAAGGCCGAGCUUGCUGCUGAUACUGAAGGUGCUGAAGAAGCUCUUCUUGAUCCAGAAAGCGAGUUCUGCCAGAAACACUUCACAUUGUUAAGUUGAUCAGAGAGAGAUCACACACAAAGAGUUGCCACCAUUGUAAGUAUAAUAAACUCCGUAAGAUAUAGAAGUACACACAGGGAUGCCACAGCAAAAAAAUGGAUAGUUGAUAAAUUGUGUUCAUGGAUGGAGUUUGAAUACAAGAGAGAUAUAUUGGAAUUAAAAGUGGCAAUCAACAGAUUUGCAAAACCAUACAUCUCUAUGGGCAAAACAAUUGUGUAAGAUACUAUAGUUAGACUUGCAUUACUUUUGCUAUAAUUGUAUGUGAUGUGAAACUGAUCAUGGCAUUAAAUUAAGCAUGUGCAAUUGUAAUUAUUA
Molecule: messenger RNA, 929 nt
Organism: Ananas comosus (pineapple)
Lineage: Eukaryota; Viridiplantae; Streptophyta; Magnoliopsida; Poales; Bromeliaceae
Exons: 1
Coding region: 130-609 (159 amino acids)
Source: RefSeq, a predicted model, not a curated record